Messenger RNA from Bactrocera latifrons, 2360 nucleotides. RefSeq names its product rab GTPase-binding effector protein 1 (gene Rbpn-5). Gene Ontology annotation, cellular component: intracellular membrane-bounded organelle. Gene Ontology annotation, biological process: endocytosis. NCBI's taxonomy places the organism in Eukaryota, Metazoa, Arthropoda, Insecta, Diptera, Tephritidae. The record is from RefSeq and is a predicted model, not a curated record. Gene Ontology annotation, molecular function: metal ion binding; GTPase activator activity.
AAUGAAAAAGUAGUAAGAAGAAGAAAAUUUAUAAUAUUGCUUAAAGUGAAAAAAUUAAUUGAAUAAAUCAUGCAAAGAUCGUUUUAAAAUGGAAGGAAAGGAAACUAGUGCACCUGAUCCCACGGAUGUGGCGACAGUAGGAAAUGACAAAAAUUUGCAACAGCUUGUCGAUAAUCUACAAGAGGAGAAAAGGAAAAUACAAAAUGAAUUUAACGCACAAAGAGCGAAAAUGAAGGAACUCUAUUUACAGAAGGAGACGGAACUCAAUAAAUGCCAUGGGGAUCGUAAAAAAUUGCAACGGGAACUGGACGAGAUGAAGUCUCAAUUCGUGGUCGCGGAUUUAAAGUCGGAAAAUGAGUUACGUUUAAAAGAGCUUAAGGCGCAGGAAGAAAUUUCGUCAUUGCAGCAACUGGUGCAAGAUACAAUUGAAGAGUCGACAAUUUUAAAGGCUGAGUUAGAGCGCAUGAAAGAAGAAAAUAACAAGCUUUGGCAGGAAAAUCGUGAGUUCCGCGAUCAUGUACAGCAACAACCUAUAGAAUCUACUAGUUUGGCACCUCAACAAAUGCUAAGUCACGUAAAAAAGACUUUAAGAAAACUGGGCGGCGACUCGACGGGUAGUGUAAUAGCAAACAAUUUUAGUCAGCCGGAGAGUAUUGAUGAAAAUAGCAAGUCUAAAAGUGGUAAAAAAGACUACGCGCAAGAAGAUGCCGAAGUUUUACGUUCAAUUGUGGUGCAGUURCAAGAGGAAAUGGAAGCAUUGAAGGAAAAACUACGUGAAACAGAUGACAAAUUAAGAAAUCAAGAAAGCAGCGCAUUAACUAAUGCUAUAKCGCAUGAAAAUGGAACGCGAAAUGAUGAUAUAUCUAUUAACAAAUCCACUUCCAUAGAUAUCAACACUAUAUCCUGUGAUGCCUGCUUGCAAUUCGAAAAACAACUUCAAGAAUCGCUGGCGAAAAGCGCUGAAGAUCAAAAUACAAUCAAUGCUAUGCAAAAAGCAAUUGCAGCCUCCCGUGAAGACUUACAAAAGGAAGCAGCUUUGCGUAAAGACUUGGAAGAUCAAUGGCAAGAGCGACGUGAAGCUCACAAAACAGAAGUACAAAAAUUGCGUGAGCAGGUAAAAUCAAACGAAGAGCAAUUGCUAGAGUUGCAGCAAAAGUUCCUCGACACUAAGGAAGAAGUCAUGAGACAGCUGCAACGGGUCAGAGACGAACGCGAGCGCGUCAACAAACAACUGGAAACCUUGCAGGCAGAUAACGACUUUCUUUCCGGUCGUUAUUUAGCAUCUUCUGAAGAAAUCGAGAGCCAAGAGAUUAAUUUGCCCAACACAGUUGAGGAGUUACAAGAAUUAAUAUUGCAACAGCAAAAUGAUCUUAUACAAGCGCGAGUUAGCAGUGAAUUUGAACGGAAAAAAUGUGUAACCUCGCUGGAUGAAAUACAAAUUUUGCGCGAUCAAUUGGAAAAAAGUAAUAAUGAGCGUUUGGCAUACAAGAAGAAGAUGCAAACCGACAACAAAUCGUGGCAAUGUCCUUGGAAAAGCUGCGCAAAUCUGAUACGGAAGUGCGCUGGCAAGAAGAUGAAGACGUCGAUAAUUGUCCCACAUGCAGCACCUAUUUUACAGUGACUGUGCGUAAAAUUCAUUGUCGCCAUUGUGGACACAUCUACUGUGAAAAAUGUCUGACGAAGACAGUGCCGUCGGGCCCGCGCAAAAAAAUCGUACGUGUCUGUGAUAUUUGCCAUACACUGUUAAAACCAAAUACGGCGCCCUACUUUAGUCAAGAACCGCUACCCGCUAACUGAGCAACUACAUACUAAUUCGCUUUUAUUUACCUUUAAGAACUUGUACUACAUUCUUACAUACCUAUGUAUAUUGAAAAUCAUUUAGAUAGUCUGACAGUUUGUUGUCUCGAAAAAACAAAAAAACAAAUUUCCUUUUAGGGGCUAAAAUUUAGAAAAAUAAUGAUAUUUUUGUAAAAAAAAAAAUCGAUAUAUUGAGAAUAUUAUSUGUUCAUGUUGGUUGAUGCUCCUGUGCAUACUUUGAUAUCAGCUGAUAGUUAUGUGUAUGUAUGUUUGUUGAAUUUGAAAGAAAAGAAAGCAAUCAUAUCCAGUCAUAGCACCGCUCAUAAAAUGAAGAUUUGAAUAUGUAAAAUUGUGUUUUCUAUAUUUGCUUCUUGCAAAAGGUACAUCAAGUGUGCUAGCUAAUGAACUAUUGCCAACAAUAUACAUAAAUUUAUUUUAUUAAAAGCAAAGCAAAAAGGAUCAAUAUAAUUAUAAUUAUAAAUAAAAUAAAAUAAAAUGUGUAAGAGCGUAAUUAGUGUAAUGUGCAAGUUGAAAUAAAACUUAAAAUAAAUUUAGAUUCUAUA